Messenger RNA from Stegastes partitus (bicolor damselfish), 4393 nucleotides. RefSeq names its product transmembrane protein 161B (gene tmem161b). The coding region runs from base 201 to 1679 and encodes 492 amino acids. The transcript has 12 exons. Lineage: Eukaryota; Metazoa; Chordata; Actinopteri; Pomacentridae. The record is from RefSeq and is a predicted model, not a curated record.
GAGCGGAGGUUGAAUCCAUUGAUUUUUUUUGACGAUGUAACCCAUUUUUUGUAAGGAUACGGUUACAGUUUGAAUGAAAAACCCUUCAUUUUGUGCAUAACCAUCGCAAGAAGGGCUUAUGUGCUCCUCGCCGCUUGAUUUCCGACUCGGGGUGCUCAGUGUUGCCGGGGUAGAGUCCGUUUUAGCUGCACUGCAUCAACAUGGGUGUGAUCGGUGUGCAGCUGGUGGUUACCAUGGUAAUGGCCAGUGUAAUUCAGAAAAUCAUACCUCAUUAUUCUUUCGCAAGAUGGCUACUCUGCAGUGGCAGUCUGCGGUGGUAUCAGCACCCUACGGAAGAUGAGUUGAGGAGCUUAGCUGGGAAACAAAAAGGACAGAAGAGGAAAGACAGGAAGUACAAUGGUCACAUAGACAGCAAGCCACUAACAGUUCCCAAGGACAUAGAUUUACAGCUGGAGACAAAAAGCAUCACAGAAGUCGACACAUUAGCGUUGCACUACUUCCCAGAGUUCCAGUGGCUGGUGGACUUCACUGUGGCAGCGACCGUGGUCUACCUGAUAACAGAACUGUACUACAGUGUGGCUAAGCCCUCAGCAGAGAUGAACAUCAGUGUGGUCUGGUGCCUACUUGUACUCGCCUUUGUCAUUAAGACCCUUUUCUCUCUAACGGCCCACUACUUCAAGCUGGAGGAAGGAGGCGAGCGCUCACUCUGCAUCACUUUUGCAUUCUUCUUUUUUGUCAAAGCCAUGGCCAUUCUCAUCGUCACUGAAAACUACCUGGAGUUUGGUCUGGAGACAGGCUUUGCAAACUUUUCUGACAGCGCUCAACAGUUUCUGGAGCACCAGGGCCUGGAGUCCCAGGGUCCCAUAUCUAAGCUCACCUUCAAGUUGAUCCUGGCCUUGCUCUGCUCCCUGAUUGGAGCAUUUCUAACUUUCCCUGGUCUACGAUUGGCCCAGAUGCACCUAGAUGCACUCACUCUAACCACAGCCAAAUUUACACAGACUCUGCUUCAUAUCAACUUCCUGUCCCCUCUCAUCAUGGUCCUGCUGUGGGUAAAGCCUAUUACCAAGGACUAUAUAAUGAACCCCACCCUGGGAAAGGAGAGUGUGCCUUUGAUGACUGAACAGACAUAUGAUACUUUGCGGCUGUGGGCCAUCAUACUGAUGUGUAUGCUCCGGCUCGCCAUGAUGAGACAUCACUUGCAGGCCUACCUCAACCUGGCCCAGAAGGGUGUGGACCAGAUGAAGAAGGAGGCGGGACGGAUAAGCACCGUUGAACUGCAGAAGAUGGUUGCACGUGUUUUUUACUACUUGUGCGUAAUCGCACUACAGUAUGUGGCACCCCUGGUGAUGCUGCUACAUACAACUUUGCUGCUAAAAACUUUAGGUGGUCACUCCUGGUGGGUCUAUCCUGAAGAAGACCUACCUUGCAUCCAGGAAAUGAACUCUGACUCUGUGAUGAAGGAAGCACCAGCAGCGGCUCCGACACUCGCUUCGGUGAUAGAAACAGGAGCCCGGGCGUCGGUGGCCCAGCUGUCGAUGGCUCUGGGAGGCCUAAAGACUGUUUUCACCCCCUUACUUUUCCGGGGCCUCUUCUCCUUCUUCACUUGGUGGAUCGCCGCCUGCCUCUUCUCCACCUCUCUCUUUGGCCUCUUCUACCAUCAGUAUCUCAUGGCGGCAUAGCAUCACCAACCCAACAGUCGCAUCAAAGACCCCCACAGUGCUGCCGUGUGUUCGGCCUGAUCAGAAAGGACUGAGUGGGGGCAACAGAGGCCUACUGAAGAAUCUGCUCCUAAACCCUCUCCCUCCCUCCCUCCCUCCCUCCGACCACCUCACAAUGACUGAUCAUAUCAUCAGAGCUCCGGGUUCACCUUCCAGUGCUUCCUCCACAGAUGACUGUGAACUCUCGUCAUUGUUUUUACUUCUACGACCACCACUUUUUAUUUGGGCGAGCAAGAUUUAUAGACCUCACUAAGAGACAGUAUGAGCUAGAGGAGUAUUUAACAUUGUCAGCGGGAAUGAAAAUUUCAUCCAGGUUUCUGUGGGAAAAAUUUGAAUGAAGUAAAAUACAGAGAUACUGAUUACAAUUAAUUCUACAUGUUGAGACGACGCCAGGCAGUUCCACUCGGUUCCGCCGUAUGUACAGGAGCCAGUGGGGAGAGAGUAAUAGUUAUAUGUUCACAAACGAGCCCGUGCAAUGAGUUUAAUCCAUCAGCAUCUUCAGAUCUGUGAUAUCCGUUAGUUUCGAAAACCACAAAUGCAGCUUCUUUACAGCUUCAUGCAUGUCAGGAGUUUGAUUUUAUGAUGUUUUUAAAUUCCUUUUGUUGUAAGUGGAGGCUAAUUCCCCUUUAAUGUUGGCAACGAAUUACACCACAGAGCUUUUUACUUAGCGUGACUGGAUACCAGCUGUUUGAAGUCACACAUGUUCCAGUUCAUGUCCAUGUCCUCAGCGACUGUAAAGAAGCUACAUUUAGACAGAAUAUCACUGAAUCUGGGUUUUUUUUUUCUAGAAGCUAAUAUGUGACUUCAUAUUAGCCUAAAAUCCAUUUUUUUCCCCCCUUGUUUUAAUUAAAUUAUGGGGAUACUGACAACUGCCAUACAUGGGCCCCAUGCUUGUCUGUCAAUUUAAAAUAUGUGGGGGUUUGUUUUGUUCGGCCUGUUUUUCUUAAAUGUCUCAAGUGUCUGAGAGUCUUAACAUUUUGCAGUAAGUACCAGUGAGUCUUUUUUUUAUAUGUAUGUAUAAUCGGGAGGAGGGAGAGGCGGCCUGUGGGUACUUCCAGGCUGGUUGAGAAGAGCUGUGAGCCAACCAGGGUUAUAGAGUGGACGAGAAGAGCCGCACUCGCCGGGGGGGAGCUGAAGGAGAUGUUAAACUCAUGGGGAGACAUCUUCAUUGACUUGAAGCUGAUGUAUUUAAAAAAAUUGUCUAACUGAACUUGCCAUAGAGGACAACAACUUCCAUGACGAAACGAAAGGCGUUCCAAUAGAUAUGUGAUGUUUUCAUUUGCAUUGUUCAACUUCCUGGUUUUAACUGAGCCAUUCUUUUAGAAGCUAUGGGAGAAUUCUAGGCAGCGUUCAAAGGGGAGGACAGCGGCGUGCGGGGCUCAGCCGACGUAUGCGUCCAGGAUGUGUGCCGUUGGUGAGCUGCGAUGUGAAAGGGCAUUGUGAUCAAGAGGAGACGACGUCAACUACUGUUGAUAGACCACCGCCUUUAUGUUCUACUUUCCAUUGUUCUUUUUUUUUUAACCCAUCCUUUGCUUUUAAACCCAUUCGAGAACAAUCUUUUGUUUGUUUGUAUUCUUUUUCUAACAGAUUAAAUUGUGUAAAAGUUUUGAUUUUAAAAUGGUGCCAAGUGAGUGUGCUCCCCCUCCCCCUCCGUCUCGACGGCUGUAGGUUUGAUGCGUGCUAGUGAUCGAAAACUGGACUUACAACUCUGCGGCCUUCUGUUUUUGUUUUUUUGGUUUUCCUGUACAUCCAUCUUGAUAAAGAGGGACUCAGUAGUUCCGGUUCACAAAAGGACAUAUUUACUGUGUCUUUAGCAUACUGUAAUUCUUUGGUGGGCAAAUGUACGCACAAACAGUCAUUGUGCUGGUGGCGCACCGGCCAAUGUGAUUGUCCAGUCUAUUCAGGAAUGUAGGGUACAUGGUGCCAGAUUAAUUACACAUCACACAAUCCCGCGUGGUUCUCUGGCAUGUCAUUUCAUCAUUACAUUUCUAUACAACGGAGCUGUAAAUUUCUAAAUUCCGGCUCUCGAGUUUUGUACAGAACACGUUUUACUAAGUCCAGCAGCACCAUAUCAACAUUUCUAAGCUCCUGAUGUCGAAAGUCUUAGCUUUAGUUUGUGUCCGUUUGAAAUGAGGAGGAAUAUGCACAUAAUGAAUGUAUCAAUCCUGCCUAAUUUCUAGAUUGUUUUCUUGAAAAUGAUUUGUACGGUGAGUUGAUUUAACACUCCCAUCCCCCCCCUUAUCUUGAACUCUCCACUUGUCUAAUACCAUCUGUUAAAUCUGCCUCUCAAACUAAAUCUAACUUGUCCUAAUGACUAUUUUUUAUUGAUUAAUCUGUCUUUUUUUUGUAUUUAUUACACAUGCAGAGGCCUGUAAACAUUUCUAAUUUUAAUAGCACCCCUGUUUGUUUUUUUUCUGAGUGCAUGAUGGCUAAAAAAAUCAGUUUUGAAAAUGUGUUUGACAAAUCAGUUACAGAUGAACUUUUCUUCGAAGGAGCGAUCCGGUGAGUUGAGGAACAGCUGGGAUACUUUCAGAAUUCAUUUGUUUCUUCAGUUUGUUACCACUGAAAGUGUUUAUUAUUCAUUGUUGGGUUCACAAAGUAAACUUCACAAAUUGUUGUUCUUUCAUGUAUUUAUUUCUGCUUUAGAUUUUGUCUUAAAUAAAUUAUGUUCUUUA